UAGCGCCUGGCUGGCGGCCCGCGGGCGGGCCGUCCACCCCGCUCGUGGCCCACCCCCCCCUCUUAAAGCAGCGGCGGGAAGAUGAGGUUUCGGGAGCCGCUCUUGGGCGGCAGCGCCGCGAUGCCCGGCGCGACCCUACAGCGGGCCUGCCGCCUGCUCGUGGCCGUCUGCGCGCUGCACCUCGGCGUCACCCUCGUCUACUACCUGGCUGGCCGCGACCUGAACCGCCUGCUCGUCGGAGUCCCCACGCCACUGCAGGGCAGCUCAAACGGCGCCACCGCCAGCGGGCAGUCCUCCGGGGAGCUCCGGUCCCCGGGCGCUCGGCCGCCGCCUCCUAUAGGCGUCUCCUCUGAGCCUCGCCCGGGUCGCGACUCCAACCCUGGUGCGGAUUCUGGCCCCGGCCCCGAGAGCAACUUGACUUCGGUCUCAGUGUCCCCCACCACAGCACUGUCGUUGCCCGCUUGCCCUGAGGAGUCCCCGCUGCUCGGUAAGGACUCGGGUCGGCGCCUGUCCGAGGACGGGGACUCCCCCGGAUUUCCCGGACUGGGGUCUCUGGGACAUUCCCCUGUGCUCUGUAACACGACUGCCAGUCUCCCUAUUCGGGGUCCGAGAACUUAAGCCCAAAGAGAGGCUCGGGGCCUCAUAGGGGAAGAGAGGUUGACUGGGGCCCUGUAGGGAAGCCCGCAGUCCCUUCUUAGAGACGUCCCUGCUGUGACUCAGGGAUCAGGAAGUUUUGGAGUUUAAGUCGGCUUAGGGCUUGGAGCAGCCUUGCCAUACUAACCGUGGUGGGAACAGGCAGCUCAGAGUAACUCCCCUGCUUUUGGGUGGACGGUGCGGAAGGGAUCUGACCUGUGCGUUCAUGUCUUCUCUUGGAGCCACUCUCCUGAAUGUGGGUUUUCUCCUGAGCCUUCUUUGGGCAAGUGACUUGUCUGUAAGGUCUCCCUUCUGAAGAUAGUAAAUGGUACCUAUUUAGGAGCUUGUUGCUGAAGAGUAAAUGAAACAGUGUAAAUAAGAGUUGGAUUAAUGAGGAUAAACUCUCAGUAAGUUGUCACUAUUGUGUUCAUUUCCUCUUCUGUGUAUAUCCCUGACCUGGGACCCUCGGUCCCCCUCCUCCAACUUCCUCCUCCUGAAGGUUCCCAAAACCUGGUGCCCUCACAGGGGCAGAGGGCUUGUGUACCCUGGGAGCUGGAGGGCUAAAAUGUAACCAGGGCUGCCCUUUCCCUUUCUCACACUCCUUGCCCUGGUGAUCUGAACCCUGGCCUCCAGCAUGUUUCAGCGUAGGCUGGGAGAUCGGUAGGUGGGUUUGCAUUCCUUACCUCAAGAGGAGGCUGAGCCCUGCCUGGACCUCUCCUUCACCUGUAACCCAUAGGCCUGCAGGCCCAAGGCAGCCACAGGUUGCUUCCAGGGUUACCAGACAGGUGGCUGCUCAUUUCUAAUGCCAGGUUUUAGAGAAUGUUGUUCUGAGUGAGGGGCCCUGGCAGGCUGGCAGGCAUCCUGCCAAUAGCUCUGUCACAUUCCGGUAGAGCCCUGGCAGAGGCAGGCCUCCCUACAUGCUCUUGCUCAAUUUCUCCAGUAAUUACUUCAAUAUUUUCAUAUCAUGUUUGGGAGGAACCUCUUGGAAUUGGUCAAACAUGAACUGUGGUCAUGAGGGGGACUUUCUUAAAGCAGAAAAUUGAAUUCCUUUGGAUGUGGUGGUUAAUCUGGGAAGCAGAGUAGUCCUAUAAAAAAAUGAGGUAUAAUCUUUGUCCUACCACUACAUAUAUGGUUUCAGGCAUGUUACAGUUUCUUCCUCAUUUAAAAUGGACUUGUUGAUGCUUACCUUACAGUGUUAAGUUUUAGGACUAAAUGAGAUUGUGUAUUUUAAAUACACACAUCUAGGUACUCAGUACAUUUCAGUGGCUAAUGGUAAUACAAUUUGUUUGAGACCUUGAAGUUUCAUUUUCUCAUACUCCCAUGAAGAUGGCUCUGAACAACAGAGAGAAGGAGGAAGAGAGAGUGUGAGUCCGCAGACCACAGAGAAGCCAGGCUUUUUGCUUUUGUUUUUGUUGCCUGUGCAUUAUGCAGGAAGAGAAAUCAAUUGGCAAAUUAGAUAAAUACUCCCAAAAUUCAUUAGAUUGAUGUUUGAGGUAUAGGGUCUUUUUGCUAAAGUAUGAGAGGCACAGUGGUGACUGCAGUUCUGCUUUGUUUUGUAAUAUGUCCCUAGUGAUAAGCUUGUUACCAGUUAUUGACAUUGCUAAAUGGAUUCUGAAAUCAGCUGCUCAAAAGGACUUCCUGAGAGCUAACUUUUUAGAGGGUAGAGUGAGAGAGAGGUCCCUGGCUUUAUCUAGGUUGGCUGCCAUCUGUGACUUGCAUGGGACUGUGACAUUUGGCUGCUACUGAGGCUGCAACCCCAGAAGUGAGCAUAGAGGUCUUGUCUCCAUUUUAGUUGAAUCCUUAGGGUUGAAUGAUUGGGUGCAGCUCUUG
Messenger RNA from Castor canadensis (American beaver), 2463 nucleotides. The record is from RefSeq and is a predicted model, not a curated record. NCBI's taxonomy places the organism in Eukaryota, Metazoa, Chordata, Mammalia, Rodentia, Castoridae.